Aspergillus welwitschiae is the source of this 1027-nucleotide messenger RNA. Its product is annotated as peptide-methionine-S-sulfoxide reductase. The coding region runs from base 213 to 872 and encodes 219 amino acids. Lineage: Eukaryota; Fungi; Ascomycota; Eurotiomycetes; Eurotiales; Aspergillaceae. Gene Ontology annotation, molecular function: peptide-methionine (S)-S-oxide reductase activity. The transcript has 3 exons. The record is from RefSeq and is a predicted model, not a curated record.
CUAUAAUCUCCUAAUAUCCUCAUUGAUAUCCCUCGUAAAAGUCAACUACAUCUAUCUCACCAACCCCCAUUUCACAAGAAUACACAUACAACAACAAGCAUUGCACAGCCGGAACCUCCCAACCUACCGACCCCCUCAUCCACCUCUCCUCCUCCCCCUCCCCGCCUCCCGCGGGACCCAAACCCCCGGUGGAGCUCUCCGAAAAAAAGUCCAUGGCCUCAACUUUCACACGCACAUUACUCCGACCUUUCAUCUCAACCAACUUCGCAUCUCUAUCCCUAACCGCCACCACCACCACCGCAUCAGCAACAGCAACAACAACACGCACCAUCAUGUCCUCCACCUCCGCAUCCACCCCGCAAACCGCCACCGUCGCCGCCGGCUGCUUCUGGGGCGUCGAACACCUCUUCCGCAAACACUUCGGCAACGGCAAGGGCCUCCUCUCGGCCAAAGUGGGUUACUCCGGUGGUCAUAGUGCCUCGCCUUCGUACCGGGCUGUUUGUACGGGGGAGACUGGUCACGCCGAAGCCCUUCAAAUGACCUACGACCCCAGCAUCGUGAGCUACCGGUCUCUGCUUGAGUUCUUCUACCGGAUGCAUGACGCCACGACGCUGAACCGGCAGGGACCGGACGUCGGCACGCAAUACCGCAGUGUGAUCUUCACGCAUGGGGACGAGCAGGAGAAGAUCGCCAAGGAGGUUACGGAGAAGGUUGGCAAGGAGUGGUUCAAGCAGCCGGUUUCGACGGUUGUGGUGCCGGCGGGCCAGUGGUGGGAUGCUGAGGAAUAUCAUCAGUUGUAUUUGAAUAAGAAUCCCGAGGGGUAUGAGUGUCCGGCUCACUUUGUGAGGUCGUUUCCUCCGCUUUCGGAGUAGGGUGAUGUUAUAGUUGUGAGUGGGUGAUGGGUGAUGGGGUUGGGAGAUUGGUGUGGAUGUAUAGUGUAUAGUUGAAUAGCAUUUUUUUUGUUGCUUGUUUACUUCUAUGCUGGUUUUAUGGUUUACGACAAUUUUCACUCAUAUCUAUUACUUUG